Molecule: messenger RNA, 2053 nt
Organism: Physcomitrium patens
Lineage: Eukaryota; Viridiplantae; Streptophyta; Bryopsida; Funariales; Funariaceae
Product: guanosine nucleotide diphosphate dissociation inhibitor 1
Biological process (GO): protein transport; vesicle-mediated transport; small GTPase-mediated signal transduction
Cellular component (GO): cytoplasm
Molecular function (GO): Rab GDP-dissociation inhibitor activity
Source: RefSeq, a predicted model, not a curated record
CGAUGCUACGCGAUGAUGCGAUGCCUGCGCUGCCCCGCCCUGCCCUCUGCUACUGAUGCCCACUCUCUCUCGCUCUCUACAUCUACAAUCCCCCUUUUCCCGUUUUUUGUUUGUUUGCUGGUGCGCCACUCGGCUUGCCCCCUUUACAUCUCUUCUCCACUCUGAAUCUUGCUCUUCCCCCCCGCAAUUUGCUUCUCUCUCUCUCUCUCUCUCUCUCUCUCUCGCGUUCUGAUUAUAUCUCGGCUAGUGUCCGUCGUGUUGUGUGGGGUGUUGUAUCAAGUCUCUCUUCUCUUCUUCGUCUCGCACCGAGAUUUCGUCAUGGAUGAAGAGUAUGACGUGAUUGUACUCGGCACUGGCCUCAAGGAAUGUAUCCUCAGUGGACUUCUCUCUGUCGAUCGUCUCAAGGUGCUUCAUAUGGACAGGAAUGACUAUUAUGGCGGAGCUGCUGCAUCAUUGAACUUGAACCAGUUGUGGAAAAAAUUUAAAGGAGAUGAAAAGCCUCCAGCCUUCCUGGGGUCAAGCAAGGAGUAUAAUGUGGACAUGGUCCCCAAGUUUAUGAUGGCAAAUGGCACCCUUGUGAGAGUUCUCAUCCACACGGAUGUCACAAAAUACCUACUGUUUAAGGCUGUGGACGGCAGCUACGUCUAUAAGCAGGGAAAGGUGUACAAAGUUCCAUCUAAUGACGUGGAAGCAUUGAAGUCUCCUUUGAUGGGGCUAUUUGAGAAGCGGCGUGCUAGGAAGUUUUUCAUCUUUGUCCAGAACUACGAUGAGGCAGAUGCUAAAACACACGAUGGAAUGAACUUGCAGACAGUUACAACGAAAGAACUAUUCGAGAAGUUUGGUCUCGAUGCCAACACAAUUGACUUCAUUGGGCAUUCUUUGGCGUUGCAUCGUGACGAUCGUUUCUUGUCUGAGCCAGCGUUGGAUACAGUGAAGAGAGUGAAGUUGUACGCAGAGUCAAUGGCCCGGUUUCAAGGAGGAUCACCUUACAUCUAUCCACUCUACGGCCUCGGCGAGUUGCCACAGGGAUUUGCUCGUCUUAGUGCCGUGUACGGAGGCACCUACAUGCUUGCCAAACCUGAGUGCAAGGUAGAAUUUGAUGAAAUGGGUCAAGUUAUGGGGGUUACUUCCGAGGGGGAGACCGUGAAGGCCAAGAAAGUUGUUUGUGAUCCAUCGUAUUUGCCCAAUAAGGUCAAAAAGGUUGGGAAGGUGGUGCGUGCUAUCUGCUUCAUGAGCCACCCAAUUCCAAAUACCAAUAAUUCUGACUCCGUUCAAAUCAUUCUGCCACAGAAGCAACUUGGCCGCAGAUCAGACAUGUAUGUGUUCUGUUGCUCUCACUCUCACAAUAUAGCUGCAAAAGACAAGUACAUCGCAUUUGUUUCAGCAGAAGUGGAGACGGACACUCCGGAAGCUGAGCUGGAGCCAGGGCUUGCACUUCUUGGACACAUUGAUGAGAAGAUAAUUGACAUGUACGACAUGUAUGAGCCAGUCAAUGAUCCCUCACUCGACAACUGCUUCAUUUCUAAGAGCUACGAUCCUACUACCCACUUUGAGACGACAGUUCAAGAUGUACUUUCAAUGUAUACAAAAAUUACUGGCAAGAACCUUGAUCUGAGCGUGGACUUAAGUGCAGCAAGCGCUGCUGAGGAGUAGAGAGAUGGGUGUUUCAUACAAGGUAUUUUCUCCAGUGGACCAAGGAGUGCCUCUAAAUACCCCAAACUCAAUUGUUAAAUACUUUUGUGAAAGGCGGUUUACAUUUACAUGUUUUUCCAAUGACGUAAGCGGAAAAAUCUUUUCCGCAAGCCAUCAUUAUCAUUCGACAUCGUUUAUCGUAGUGACCAUCGGUUUUUCUUAAAUGGAUGCAAAGGAAAUUUCCUCACUAUCAAGUUUUGAAUCUUGUUGGCACAUCUGCGUUAAUAUGGUUACACGCCUCCUUGGCAACUAUCACUUUCAUGUGAUUAUAGAUGCAGUGUUAACUCGAAGCUAGAUGUGAUAAGCAGUGGGCCCAUCAUUGCCUUUCCUGUGGAAAUGAAUGCUUCUCAACCUUCUUCCA